Theobroma umbraticum is the source of this 1396-nucleotide messenger RNA. RefSeq names its product ubiquitin fusion degradation 1 (gene UFD1). NCBI's taxonomy places the organism in Eukaryota, Viridiplantae, Streptophyta, Magnoliopsida, Malvales, Malvaceae. Gene Ontology annotation, molecular function: polyubiquitin modification-dependent protein binding. The record is from RefSeq and is a predicted model, not a curated record. Gene Ontology annotation, biological process: ubiquitin-dependent protein catabolic process; ERAD pathway. Gene Ontology annotation, cellular component: VCP-NPL4-UFD1 AAA ATPase complex.
AUUACGUAACGUUUUCAUCCUCUUUAGCAAUUCAAUUUCUCUUCACCUCACCGAUCAACACACCCUCGAAACGCCUCUCUCACUCUUUUCUCCGUUUUGUCUCAGGGAACUUGAACAAUAAGUUAUCUGGUUUGACCGGUUAUAAGUAAUUACAAAAUGUUUUUCGAUGGAUAUGGUUAUCAUGGAACAUCGUUUGAGCAGAGUUAUCGAUGCUACCCUGCAUCUUUUAUUGAAAAGCCACAAAUUGAAAGUGGUGAUAAAAUUAUAAUGCCUCCAUCAGCCCUUGAUCGCUUAGCAUCUCUGCAUAUUGAUUAUCCAAUGUUAUUUGAGCUUCGGAAUGAUGCUGCUGAGCGUGUCUCUCAUUGCGGAGUACUUGAGUUUAUUGCAGAAGAAGGCAUGAUCUAUAUGCCAUAUUGGAUGAUGGAGAAUUUGCUCCUACAGGAGGGGGAUAUUGUGAGGGUGAAAAAUGUGACUCUUCCAAAGGGAACCUACGUUAAAUUGCAACCCCACACAAAGGACUUUUUGGAUAUUUCGAACCCAAAAGCUAUCUUAGAGACAACCCUGAGGAAUUAUUCCUGUUUAACCACUGGGGACAGUAUUAUGGUGGCAUAUAACAAUAAGAAGUAUUACAUAGAUAUCAUAGAGACGAAGCCAUCCAAUGCAAUAAGUAUCAUUGAGACUGACUGUGAGGUAGAUUUUGCUCCUCCCCUGGAUUACAAGGAGCCAGAAAAGCUUCCUGUAGCUGCUUCUUCAAGCAAGGCACUGUCUCAAGUUGAAGAAGCUCCUGCUGAGCCUGAACCAAGAUUCAGCCCCUUUACUGGUGCAGGAAGACGCUUGGAUGGGAAGCCUCUGAAGCAACAGCCUCCACCAGUUUCUUCCUCAGAGUCCAAAGACAAGGGACCUGCUGUUUCCAAUGGGAACAACAGCCAACCAUCUUCACGAUCUAGUUCACAAAGUAUUUCACGCCAGGCUCAGGGCAAGCUUGUAUUUGGAUCAAGCCGUCCUAAGGAAACAAAACAGGAAUCUGGAAAAGAAUCGAAACAGGAGCAGUCUCAAGAGAAAGAAGAUCCUAAGUUUCAGCCAUUUACAGGGAGAAAGUACUCAUUAAAGGGUUAAUUAAUUUGUUAUGUUUACUGGCCCUUUGUUGAUAGAGGAAGGCAACAGAAUUAUAUGUUCAUCUGGGAUGUUGUAUUAUCAAAUGAUUGAACUGUGGGUUCGCAUGUCAAAAUGAAGAAGGGAGGGCCAAACUUAUAUUCCAUUCUGUGGUGAAUCUGAAGAGUACCUGUUCAAAGAAAAGAAAGAGAAUCUCAAAAAUUUGACCUGCUAUUGUUUGCACUUGUAUUUAUUGCCUGUAAGCCCUUUGCAUCUUUAUUUAGCAUUCUGUUGAUUUCUUGAA